AUUCGUUGAGGUCAACCCAACCGGAGUGCAAUGGUCAGGCCUCGCCCAAGGUGAACCACCUUCUUGAUCAUGGUAUCUCCCCUGCCAGGCAGCGGCCCCUGAAGGCAGCACCAUUUCACACUCUCAUCACUGCAUCGAUUCAUUGAUCGGGAAACCGCCAAUAAAUCACAGUCCCGUCCCGUUGACCUACAAAGGCGAGACAGAGCGGGGAAGGAAGGAGGUCACUGGGUUGUUUUCACCCACCAGCGUGUUAUCUAACUCACAUUAUACAUCAUGAACUCUUUCAUUUGCCUUUAAAACAGUUAGAUUUGUGCUUUCCACAGGAUUUACUGCUCCGUCUCAGUCCUCGCCUUCGCUACCACCAUCAUCUUCAUCCUCAGCCAGCAGCUCCUCCAGGUCGGAGUCUGAUUCCUCCCCCCAGUGGAGCCUCACUUCUGGGACACUGUGACGAUGAAAAGCCCUGAACACAUCACAGGAGCCUGGAGCUUUCUCUCUCUGACUUCUAUCGGAGGCAGGACUACUCCCGACUACUCCGGCCUUCUGUGGCGAAACAACAAGCUCUCCGUCACCCAGGAAACAUCGGUUCCUGAGCGCCAAGCGACGCUGCAGAGGUUCGACCGCAGACGGACAGAUGUGGAGGCGGUCGCUGGCCACAAGGUGAGGAUGUCCCGAUCCGGCCUGGAGCAGCAGCUGUCUGAGAGACAACCACCUCCAGAGACCUGCCAGAGGUUUCUUGGUUGAUUCUUCAGAGUCCAUCAGAGUUUCUGAGGCGUAUUCCCUCCUCAGCCAGAGAGAGAGCCACCUCCUCCAGGCUGUUCGGACUCUGCAGCCUCCCGUAGAACGUGUCUCCUCCUGGAUGGAUGUACUGGAUGAGGAAGCCCUAAUCCUCAGACGAGCAUUUAGUCAUGAAAGAGUCUUCUGGGACAGGUCAGACCCAUUGGCCGUUGGAGAUGACUAUCUCAUUGAGAGAUACAGAUUCUCAGGUGAUGGACUGAGAUAUUUAUGUAGGCUGCUGGGUCCAAAAAUACAGCACCAGACGGCAGGAAGCCAUGCUCUCACUGUACCACAGAUGGUCUGUGUUACAUUGAGAUGGUUUGCAAGUGGGAGCUUCCUUUAUUCUGUUGGGGAUGCAGAGAACCUCAAUAAAGGAACCAUUUGCCGCACAAUAAGACGUGUUUGUCUGGCACUGAAGUCAUUCAGCAACAUAUUCAUCACCUUCCCUGGCCACAGAAGACCCCUCUACAUCCAGGAGGAGUUUUACAAGAUUGCAGCUUUCCCUAACAUCAUUGGUGCAGUGGAUUGCACACACAUCAGAAUCAAACGCCCCUCAGGAGAACAUGAGGGAGAUUACGUUAACAGGAAAUCCUUCCACAGCAUCAAUGUUCAGGUGAUAUGUGAUGCUGACUGCCUUGUCAGCAAUUUAGAGGCAAAGUGGCCUGGCUCAGUGCAUGACUCCAGAGUCUUUCGGGCUAGUCCAAUUUACGAGAGACUUUCACAAGGCGAAUUCUCUGGUGUGCUGCUGGGAGACAAAGGCUACGCCUGCGAGUCAUUCCUCUUGACUCCCCUAGCGGACCCCCAAACCCCACCACAGCAGGCCUACAACCACGCACACAAUAAGACAAUGCCUGCACCACCUGAGAGUUUCCCCGGACAGGGCCUGUGA
This is a messenger RNA of Dicentrarchus labrax (European seabass), 1663 nucleotides long. RefSeq names its product putative nuclease HARBI1. Bases 857 to 1663 code for a protein of 268 amino acids. The transcript is spliced from 7 exons. Lineage: Eukaryota; Metazoa; Chordata; Actinopteri; Moronidae. The record is from RefSeq and is a predicted model, not a curated record.